Messenger RNA from Caenorhabditis briggsae, 204 nucleotides. The transcript is spliced from 2 exons. NCBI's taxonomy places the organism in Eukaryota, Metazoa, Nematoda, Chromadorea, Rhabditida, Rhabditidae. The record is from RefSeq and is a predicted model, not a curated record. The coding region runs from base 1 to 204 and encodes 67 amino acids.
AUGAACGCAUUCCGUGCUCUCAUGCUGCUUCUCGCACUAUUCGUUUCAACGACUUCUUCGUUCCCAACUCUCAUUGUCAAUCGGGAGUCUCGUGCUCUUGCACCAUCCGUCGAGUCGUGGUGUAUUUUUUAUCCGGAGAAAUGCCGUAUGCUUCGAUUCGGCGGAACACACAAGAGAGACAUUCUCGAGGACAUUGACUAUUGA